AAUACAUACUCAUUAAGGCAUCAUAGAGUUGAAAAACAAGUAGGAAAAUUUUAAGAUGGCUUCUUCAUUGUGGAUCUUGGUUGUGAUCGCCAUCGUUGCAAUCACUCUUCCUUCAACUCUGGCAACCGACUUCACGGUUGGGGAUGACAAUGGAUGGUUGCUGGAUUAUAAUUACCAGGCUUGGGCUAUGGGGAAAGAUUUCCGUGUUGGCGACAGACUAAUUUUCGACUACCCACAAGGAGCUCACGAUGUGUUGAUAGUGAACGCAACUGGGUUCCAACAAUGUACAGCACCGUCCAACGUCGUACCUUUGACUACCGGACACGACAUAAUCCCUCUGACAGCCCCGGGACAAAAAUGGUACAUUUGCAGUUACCACUGCGCCACCGGAAACAUGAAGCUUUCGAUAACCGUGUUGCCUCUGGUCCAAUCUCCGGUAGCUUCACCUUCUACUGGUGCAGUGCCCAGCGCAAACUCGUCUUCGGCAGCCUCCGGGAUUGCUAUCUCCAAGUACUAUGCAUUGAUGAUUCGAGUUUUAGGCAUGUUCAUGAUGAUUUUUAUGGUUUAAUGUUGGAUUGGUGUAGCAUUUUUGAUUUUAUUUAUUCAUUUUUUUUUUCCCACUUAUUUGUUAUCAGGUGUUAUUGUGAUCAUAUUCAUGUAAAUAUCACAUGGUAAAUUUUGUGAGAGGUUUUCUUUUGAUUAGUUAGGU
Camellia sinensis is the source of this 709-nucleotide messenger RNA. RefSeq names its product blue copper protein 1b. The record is from RefSeq and is a predicted model, not a curated record. Gene Ontology annotation, molecular function: electron transfer activity. Gene Ontology annotation, cellular component: plasma membrane. NCBI's taxonomy places the organism in Eukaryota, Viridiplantae, Streptophyta, Magnoliopsida, Ericales, Theaceae.